UAAUGAUAAUUGCAUUAAUAAUUAAAGGAAUAUUGGCACCUUUCAUUAUAGUGUUGUUGUAUUCAAAUUCAAAGGCAUUACAAAAUUAGGAAUAAUAAAUAAGAAACUUUUGGGAAAAUAUCUUUGGAGAAGUAUAUUAGAUUCGAAAAUAAACUUUUGUUAAGAAUUCAGCAUUUAAGCCUGAAUAUAAUGUAAAUCAACAUUUUGUAAUACUUAGCAAUCACGUUACAAUGUAGCUGAAUCUCCUGUGUAUUGUAAAAAGAGUGAUUCAUACAAAAUGGCUCAUCCUGAUAUAGUAUUGUAAGAUUACUAUGUAUGGAGAGACUAUCCACCUUCAAAUUUACCAAAAAAGAUAACCUUAGAUAGAACAUAUGCUGUAUUAGAUAAAGUAAGUCCAUCUAAAAUUGCCUCAUAUAAAUAUGAAAAUUAAUUGCCACUUUAACUUGGAUUCAUUUAUACAACUGUCUCUACCUUAUUCAACAAUUAUGUUUGGGGUAAGGGAUUAGGAUGUGUAUUAUAAAAAUAUAGUCAUAUACCAGGAAAGAGUUCUGUAGCAAUGAAAAACUAAUUGAUUGAUAAUUUUAUGAGAUAUAUUAGAGAUUUUGAAAAAAAGAAUAUUACAAAUCCAGAAUGUAAAAGGAAUGCAUCAUUUAUACCUGAGACAUAUAGAUUAAAUGAUGAAGAUGAUUGCAAAGCAUUUUUUGAAACAUUCAAAACAACUGAUUAUUAGAAGAGAUUCAAAAAGUAUGGGCCAUAAUAUAUAUUGAAAACUAAUUAACAUAGAGGAGAAGGAAUUACAGUUUUAUUUGAAAAUGAAACAAUGGAAUUAUUAGAAGAAUAUGAUCAUGGAUAAGAAUGUGGAAAUAUUUCAAAGUAAGUAAUUGCUCAAAGAUAUAUAUCUAAUCCAUUUUUAUAUAAAGGACAUAAGAUUGAGUUUAGAAUAUAUUAUACAAUUGUAUCAACUAAACCAGUUAUUGCAUAUUCAUAUUCAAGGUAAUUAUUAUUCUUAUUCUUACAUAAGAGCUUUAAUUAAAAGAUGUGCAAAACCAUUUAGUGUUCAUUCUACUGAAAAAGGGGCUCAUGUUUGUAAUACAGCAAUUGUCAAAAACUUAGUGAAAACAGAUAAAGAUGAUGAUGAAAUUGAAGAUGAAGAAUUCUUUAUUGAUUGGUAUUUAGAGGGACUAGAAGAUUUAUUAAUUAAAUAGGGUAGAGCUAAGAAAGGAUGGCUCUAAUCUUAUCUUUAUCCUAAAAUUCAUAGAUCUUUAAUUCAUAUGACCAAAGCUACUUAUCAUUCAUUUGCAAGAGAUAGCACGUAUUAACUAUUUCUUAAUAUAGAUUUGGUGAAUUCUUUGCUGUUGAUUUUUUACUUGAUGAUAAUCUAGAUGUCUGGGUCUUAGAGGUCAAUUAUAAUCCAUAAAUUCUAAGUGUUACUCCAGACAGAAUUAAAAGAAAUUAUAAGAUGUUAGAAGAUCAUUUUGAAUUGCAAUAUGCUUUUAUUAAGAGUAAACUAUAUAGAUUAUCCUAACUUGGUAAAGCACUUAUUAAGAAAGAUACAAAAUCCAUUAUUAAUCAAUCUAAAUAAGUUGAAGAAUUGUUGAGAGAUAAACUAGAACCCCAAUUUGAACUUAGCAAAGAAAAUUUAUAUAUUAAAAUUAUGGAUGAAGGUUUGCCAGGAACUUAAGCAUACACAAAUCUUAUAUCUAAAGAGUGUCUUAAAUGAC
This is a messenger RNA of Paramecium pentaurelia, 1721 nucleotides long. The record is from the annotation of a GenBank genome assembly. NCBI's taxonomy places the organism in Eukaryota, Ciliophora, Oligohymenophorea, Peniculida, Parameciidae.